Trematosphaeria pertusa is the source of this 1974-nucleotide messenger RNA. RefSeq lists its product as uncharacterized. Gene Ontology annotation, cellular component: core mediator complex; mediator complex. The transcript has 3 exons. Gene Ontology annotation, biological process: regulation of transcription by RNA polymerase II. NCBI's taxonomy places the organism in Eukaryota, Fungi, Ascomycota, Dothideomycetes, Pleosporales, Trematosphaeriaceae. The coding region runs from base 1 to 1974 and encodes 657 amino acids. The record is from RefSeq and is a predicted model, not a curated record. Gene Ontology annotation, molecular function: transcription coregulator activity.
AUGUCCGGGGCCGAGACGAUGGCAAGUGUGGCCCUGCGGCCGUGGCCGGCUUCGGCCAGAGACGCGCUGAGCAAAGAGGACCUCUACCAGCAAAUAGCCCAGCUCACGACCGAACGUGGACACCUGCGGGGCAUCACCGAGAAAGCUCUCCAGGAUGAGAUCGACGCUGGCAAGGAGCUCCCGGAAGAUGUCAUGGAGGCCGUGGAGCAGGAGAAGAAGGAGGAAGCUCCGACAGCCAGGGACAAGCUUGAGGAAAUCCACCGCGUGCGGAACGAAAUGGCAACGAAGCUAGAAUGGGCUACCUUCUCUGCUGCCAACGCGCUCGACCUCGUUGCGAUCAUCCUGUCCAAAGACCCCUCGAAAAAUCUCGAGAGUGCGUACAGCCACAAAUUCAAGCAACAAGGUGUUCCGCCCGGAUCGUUUGGGCUCGACAAGACCGAUCCUCCAGAACGACCUGCGGAUCGACAGAGGCUCGCUGAUACUGCGAUGAGGCAGCAGCUUGUGAUGAAGGGCUCGCGAAUGGAGGCUCUUGACUGGGCAACAGACAACCUGCUCAAGGCGGCUACGAAGCUGGAGACUGAAGUCCGUAAAGAGACUAAGUACUGGGAGGAGACACUCUCAAUAUCUAAGAAGGGAUGGUCUAUACAGCGAACUCGGAAGGAUGGGCGGCAUGCUCCGUUCGCUGUGCGCUAUGGACUCCCCGAAGCCGGCAAUCACUUCAAAGCCCGCGGCCUUGCCCCUCUGCGCAUGGACAAAGACGGCAGCAUCAUCUUAGACCCAGCGCUUGCACUGAAGCCAAAGACUCUCCGCGUAAGGAUUAGCGACAACGGGAAGAUCACAGGGGCUUCGAACCUUCCUACACAAAGUGAUGUCGAUGAAUCAGCCAUUGAAAAGUCAAUACAGCUUGCUCGGGAUUCUCUGUUCGAAGAAGAGGUGUUCCACGAGAUGUCCAUGGAGACCCGCCAACUGCUCGCAUACGGAGUCGAGCUGCGGAACUCGGUUAUUCAACUUGCAGCCCCAGGCCCAAGCGAUCGAUCAAAGCAUCGGAAGAUUCUGAUCGAUUGUAUAGCCCGCGAUGAUAACAUUCCGCUCGGCCAGGACGGAUCUCAGGAUUGGUUGGCCCAGAAUAUCGCAGAGUUCCUGCGCCUUCUUCUGACUCACGAGCACCACAUGCGACUGCAUCGGAGAUCGCAGAUCCCUCCCCCUCUGACGCAGCACAAGCGGCAACAGUCAACUCCACCUCUUUUACGGACUUUGCUCAGCAUCUCUAGCCACCUUGACGCCAUCGACUCACUACAUGCGUACCUGAAUGUGGUCGCGAGAACUCUAAAAAGUGCCGGUCUGGAGUUAGCUUUAGAAGCUUCCCGCGAGACUUCUUGGGUUAAGUUGACAGACAUCAUCAAGGAAUCCCAUCGGAAGGACCUCUCCGCGAUAGAUCAGCUUUUGCAGACCUUCACCCGACCUUUUGAGGGCACUACUGCACUCUCGCUUCCUUCCUCAAAUGGGGCACAAUCAGAGCACAUUACAGUAUCUACGCGGACAUAUAUCGGGCAACCCCAUUUUGGCACAGAGCACAAGCUCACUCUACCGCCUUCCCUGAUUUCGGUGCUGAACCUUUCCAACGACCAACAGCGCCAGUUUAAGAUGUCAUCCACCGAAGACGUGAAGUCGUACUUGGACUGGAACCUGUCCUUGGACAUCUCUCAUACCGUCCUCUCCAAGGAGUAUCCUGGAAGGACUGUUAUCAAGAGCAAGGAUCCCCGGGUCUGCAUCCUCUCCAACGGAAGCAAGAAAGGGUCACAUAAAGAAUAUGCCGUAUCCAUCCAACUAGAGAACGGAAUAUUGAAGGCCACAGCUAGUAAUAAUAUGCAUCUGGUGACGGGGGCGAUUGCGGAGUCGUUUGUCUGGAAUGGCAGUCCGGGACACCCGUCUCUGAGGGAGAAGGUCAAGAGCUGGGUCGACCGGUAUCCAUGA